Messenger RNA from Cotesia congregata, 366 nucleotides. Lineage: Eukaryota; Metazoa; Arthropoda; Insecta; Hymenoptera; Braconidae. The record is from the annotation of a GenBank genome assembly.
AUGACACUGAAGUUAGAAGACGUAUCUUGCAAUCACGUCGUUAACUUCAUUGAAGAUAUGGGACAAGUCAUAGUCACCAGCAUCCCAAGGAAUCCCAUAUUUUUUGAAGUAGACAUCAUAACUAUCUGGCGCUUAAUAGCUAUUUCAAGAGAACCCGUUGUCCAUUCUAUUCCAGUGGAUCCACGGAAGAAUAUUAUCAGUAUGAGUUCCAGCGCAUUUUUCUUCACUUCUCUUGAGGUAAUCCUCUAUAUGAUGUCCGCAAUUUCUUGCGACAACUUCCGGAUCUUUGUAGAAUUUACCAUUAGGAUUUUUGUAUCCGUUCAAAUCAACAAGAGCGACGUACUGAUGGAAACUGCAAGUACGUAA